UCGGGAAUUAAUAGAAAGGCGGAAUCGAAUGAAUGCAGGGCAGUGGCAUUAAAAUUGAUUAAAUGCUAAAUAAUAAAUUUUUGUAAGAAAUCAAGCAGGCAGGAUGGCAGAUGAUCGUGAAAUAUUGAGAGAGAUUUGGGAAGGCCGUAUUCCAGUUACCUUUGUUUUAGCUGAGGAUGAAUCAUCAACAGAAAAUCCUGAACCUUGUGUGCUCAUGGUGUCAAGACUGACAUAUAUCACACUCAUAGCUGAGAAAAUUGAGAAGCAUUUCAAGAAGUUUACGGCAAUCGAUGAACAGGACGAAGUCUGGUUUGAGUCAAACGGACAGGCACUCAAAUGGCAUUAUCCAGUUGGAGUACUGUUUGAUCUGCACAUGCACGACAAGCCUUUGCCAUGGAGAAUUACAGUCCAUUUUAAGAAUUUCCCGGAAGAUGAAAUACUCCAUUGUAAGAGCAAAGAGGUGAUAGAAGCCCUGUAUAUGUCUAGUGUCAAGGAAGCAGAUGUCCUAAAACACAGAGGGCAAGUAAUGAACAAUCUGCAGCAAAAAGAUCACAAACAACUUUGGACCGGGCUACAGAGUGACAAAUUUGAUCAGUUUUGGACGACGAACAGACGAUUGAUGGAGAGACUGAACAACGAUCCAUUCAAAUACAUUCCGUUUAGAAUAUAUCAGAGUGACAAGCUGCAUGUUCAGAGAUUAUUCAAACCGGUCAAUGACGAAGGGGAACCCAGGACGUUGCGUGCUCUACUCAAAGAAACCAUGCCAAACAUCUUUGCAGAUCCAGAUACCAAAGACCACAAGGUAUUGAUCCAUGGUAUUGAGACUCCAAGGGAUACACCCGUUCAGUGGCUUAGUGAACACCUCAGCUACCCGGAUAACUUCCUUCACAUGUGCGUCUUACCUGCACAACCAAGCAAUGAACUCUGAUGCUGCGUUCAUACCGGCAAGCAGAGUCGUUGGGAGACUCACAGAGAUUCCUGCUAACUUUGAACGCUGCUGUGUUUACACUGGCAA
Molecule: messenger RNA, 1015 nt
Organism: Lytechinus variegatus (green sea urchin)
Lineage: Eukaryota; Metazoa; Echinodermata; Echinoidea; Temnopleuroida; Toxopneustidae
Product: autophagy protein 5-like
Exons: 9
Coding region: 104-928 (274 amino acids)
Biological process (GO): C-terminal protein lipidation; nucleophagy; cellular response to nitrogen starvation
Cellular component (GO): Atg12-Atg5-Atg16 complex; cytoplasm; phagophore assembly site membrane
Source: RefSeq, a predicted model, not a curated record